Messenger RNA from Phoenix dactylifera (date palm), 3133 nucleotides. Its product is annotated as phototropic-responsive NPH3 family protein NPY4. Gene Ontology annotation, molecular function: protein binding. NCBI's taxonomy places the organism in Eukaryota, Viridiplantae, Streptophyta, Magnoliopsida, Arecales, Arecaceae. The record is from RefSeq and is a predicted model, not a curated record.
AGAGAGAGAGAGAGUGAGAGGUUCGGUAAAAGAGGACUCCAGAGCUUGUUCUUUGGAUUCUUGUGGUCAUUGGAUUUGAGCUCGCUCUUCUUUUGCUUUUGCUGCUCAACAGUGGGUUUGGGGGAGUGAGAGGACUGACAGCACGCAGAGAGGAGGUGUGGGCAUGGGAGGGGUCAUCAUGGGUUUCCUGCUGUGCGCCUAUGGAGAGUAAUCCUUAGAGGACGGGCUCAGUUCAUGACUUUACGGAGUUGUGAUCACACAAGUUGGGAGUUGACUGGAGGAAUAAGGAUGCCAUGGUAUAAGCAUUGAAGCAUGGGACACUAGAUCUUAUAGAUCUUUGGAACAACGCAAGGAAGAAAAAAGAAAGAAUUGGAGAACACUAUACACAGCUGAAAUCAAGAGAAAUUCAUUAACAAAUGGCAGGGAGGGUGGAGGUAUUAGCUUAGUGUUUGUGUGUAUCUCAGCUCUCCCUUGAUUGUUUUCUACUUUAGAGAGCCCGUGGCUGUCUCCUGUGCCUGAUCAUUAGCCCUUGGACCUCGUGGGCCUGCUGUGGAGCAGGGAAACAAUAUACCUUCUCCCUUGGACGGCAUCUCUGGUUCUCCUCUUCAUUGAGUGGAAUGGCCUUUGAAGUCUAGACCCAGUAGUUUCUUCUUGUGUUGGAUGCUCUGCAUCCGUUUCUAUUUUUAGUAACAAAUCGAUCUGGAAGUCCACUCCACCAUCUUGUAAUUGCACACUUGGCAGCGUUCUUUAUAGCAGCUCUUAUUUACACUACUGGGGAUGCAGGGAGGCGGUAUAGCUGUUCUUACGACAGUUUAGUGGGGUUGUGUGGUUUGCUCUGUGUCAUAGAAGUGAAGGGUGUUUUUUGUUUUGUACCACAAUGAAGUUUAUGAAGCUUGGAUCAAAGCCUGAUUCUUUUCAGACGGAUGGGAACAAUGUCAGCUUCUUUCGAAUACUUUUGUGGAGACCUUCGAUGUAUUUAAUGAAAAUUGCAUGAUCAUCGAUGGAAAUUUCGAGGAAGAUUGCUUGCUUGUGGAACUCGAUGGUGUAGUCCUGGACAGACUAAUUAUUCUUCUGUCGUUUGUGGCAACUGAGCUGGCAACUGAUAUCAUUGUUCAUGUAGGAGAAGUUAAAUUCCAUUUACACAAGUUUCCUCUUCUGUCCAAGAGUGCUCGCUUGCAAAAGCUGGUGGCAGCUACCAAUGAUGAAAGCAAUAAUGAGAUUCAUAUUCUUAAUGUUCCCGGCGGCCCUGCUGCAUUUGAGAUUUGUGCUAAAUUUUGUUAUGGUAUGACUGUCAUCCUCAAUGCUUACAAUGUGGUUGCAGCCCGUUGUGCAGCAGAAUAUCUAGAAAUGCAUGAAUCUGUGGAGAAGGGGAAUCUGAUUUAUAAAAUCGAAGUCUUCCUCGACACAAGCAUAUUCCGCAGCUGGAAAGACUCAAUUAUAGUUCUCCAGACUACAAAGUCUCUGCUACCUUGGUCUGAGGAUCUGAAAUUGGUGAGCCACUGCAUAGAUUCUAUAGCUUCCAAGGCCUCCAUUGAUGCUUCUAUGGUGGAAUGGUCUUACACUUAUAACCGAAAAAAACUUCCGUCAGAAAAUGGUCUCGAUACACAAUGGAAUGGGGUCAAAAAACAGCAGUCAGUACCUAAGGACUGGUGGGUCGAGGACCUCUGUGAGCUUGAAAUGGAUUUCUACAGGCGGCUUAUAAUGGCCAUCAAAGCUAAGGGAAGAAUGUCCGGGAAAGUGAUCGGAGAGGCUCUGAAAGCUUAUACAUAUAGAAGAAUUCGAGGUUUUGGCAGAGGUUCCCUGAUCCAUGAAGGUGAUGUCAUGAAAAGUAGGUCACUGCUAGAGACCAUUAUCUGGUUAUUGCCGGCGGAGAAAGGUUCCGUAUCAUGCAGUUUCCUUCUUAAGCUACUAACAGCUGCAAGUUUACUGGAUUCUGGCGAAAUGGGUAAGAAGGAGCUCAUCAAGCGAAUAGGCCGCCAAUUAGAAGAAGCUUCAGUACCUGAUCUUUUGAUCCCCAGCAUGUCAGGGGAGGACACUGUGUAUGAUACCAACAUGGUUCUUAGUAUAGUGGAGGAAUUUGUGAUGCAGGAUAGUGGUGCUGCUCAUACUAGCCCAAAGGCAUCUGAAGUGCUCGAGGAGACCAGGAGCCCGGCUAUAGUUUCAGGUAGUUCAAAGAUCAGUGUAGCGAAGCUGGUUGACGGGUAUCUUGCUGAGAUAGCAAAAGACCCCAAGUUACCUCUUUCAAAGUUUGUUGAUCUCGCUGAAAUGAUGUCAGCUGACUCAAGGCCAGUGCAUGAUGGGCUUUAUCGUGCUAUUGACAGGUAUCUGAAGGAGCAUCCGGGCCUGAGCAAAAGUGAGAGAAAGAAGAUUUGUGGUCUGAUGGACUGCAAGAAACUGUCUGCAGAUGCCUGCUCUCAUGCCGUGCAGAACGAGCGCCUCCCACUACGGGCGGUAGUCCAGGUCCUCUUCUUUGAGCAGGUCAGGGCAGCAGCUACUGCUGCAGGCCGGACCGAGAACUGUGGUGGUUCCUAUGGGAGUUCGAGUUCAGGCGUCACUACCAACACAGAGGAUGACUGGGAUGGACUCCCAACAGUUGAAGAUUUCAAGUUGCUCAAGUCUAUGAAGCUCGUAGGCGGCGGGGAAAGCGAGAGGAGCAGCGACAGCAACGCCGCUAGUAAGAACCAAGGCAAUGACAGAGCUGGCAAUGGCAAGGUGAAGGGCAUCAUGAUGCCCAAGAAGAUUCUAGGCAAGCUGCUGUCGAGCAAGGGGCAGGGAGGGGAGAACACUAGCUCUGAUACGUCUGGUAGCCCAGGCUCAGCAAACCCGGAUGAGCCCAAGUCCACACCUUUAAGGAACACAAGAUACUCAGUUUCAUGAGCAACCUGCAUCACUUAGGCCGAGCACGAUGAAAGCUUACAAAUGGUCUCUUUUGUGUGAUCAAAGACCCAGUUUUGCAUGUACCAUAGAAAGGUGGUAUGGUUUUGGUAGAAGAUUAGAAUGUUGAACAAGAGAGAAUGUCGAUGUGGGUGAAUGUAAUUGUCUAUUAUUUUAUAUUGUAGCAAAAGAAUCGGUUAAAUCUUCUAUGACAUCCAUCCAACUGCAUCAUUUGAUGGUUGGGAAUGCCUUUUGAUUC